Molecule: messenger RNA, 633 nt
Organism: Caenorhabditis briggsae
Lineage: Eukaryota; Metazoa; Nematoda; Chromadorea; Rhabditida; Rhabditidae
Gene: Cbr-srx-73
Product: Protein CBR-SRX-73
Exons: 5
Coding region: 1-633 (210 amino acids)
Source: RefSeq, a predicted model, not a curated record
AUGUUCGCACCAAUGUAUUAUUCCAGAUUGUGCAGUGUCAAAGUUACUAUGGCGAUCCUCGGAAUCUUCUAUCUGGAAAGAAUAUAUGCCUCUAUUUCCAUAAUCUACAGAAUGUUUGACAAAAAUUGUCUUGCCACGCUUAGUCUCGAUUAUUUCGGACUCAUGUACGAAUAUCCCACCUGCAACAAAGACAUGAAGAAUGGUUUCGAUAGUCCAUUAGUUGUUCUUGUUCCUUUGGCUGCGUUCGUGUUCACUAUCGUUCUCAAUUUAAUCACUUUUGGGAAGAUUAUGCAUUUUUAUGUUGGGAAAAAAAGUAUGGACUCUGAAAACUUGGUUGCUGUCAAGAACAACAUUCGAUUAUUCUUUCAAACCGUACUCCAGGAUUCUUUGUUUUUCAUUGAUAUGCUCUUCACGUUCAAAUUGAGCUCACUGAGCGAUGGACGUGUUUGGGCGCUGAUCAGUCAGAUGCUAGUAUGGGAAUCGAUUCAUAUGUUGGAUGGAUUCAUCAUGCUAAUGUUUUCAAACAGACUGUCGAUUUUGAAAUCGAAAAUUUUCAAGUCCAACCAAAACAAUGUGGAUAGAAGGAUGUUUCAAAUCGGAAGAUCAUCGAACACUCUUCCAGAAGUUGCAUGA